Molecule: messenger RNA, 1632 nt
Organism: Penicillium daleae
Lineage: Eukaryota; Fungi; Ascomycota; Eurotiomycetes; Eurotiales; Aspergillaceae
Exons: 4
Coding region: 1-1632 (543 amino acids)
Biological process (GO): transmembrane transport
Molecular function (GO): transmembrane transporter activity
Source: RefSeq, a predicted model, not a curated record
AUGUCAUCCACAGCCGUAUAUGACGGUCCGGAACGUCAGAGCAAGGACAAUGCUGUGGAACAGUUCCAACAUGUGGAAAAUACAAAAGAGCAAAUUGAGGAAAAUCUAGUAUACGAAGAAGAGGAGGAGCCAGAACUUCAUGCGCAGACCUAUUUUGCCUUGGCUUCCAUGUUUUUACUGAACCUCGUUCAAGUUUUUGGGCUUUUAAGCCCUCCGGCUGUGCUUUCCUAUAUCGAAAAAGACCUCAACAACACUGCAGCAGGCACUUGGGUUCCCAACUCCUUAAUGCUUGUCCAGGCUGUCCUCGCUCCUCUCAUUGCGUCCCUUUCAGAUACAUUCCAAGCCAGGAAGGCAUUCCUUGUUGGUCCAGCCAUUGUCUCGUUUAUUGGCUGUGCAAUUGCCCCUGGAUCAACCAAUAUCUAUCGACUCAUAGCAGCACAGGUGCUGAUUGGAUUUGGCUUUGCGACUGUUCCGCUGGCUUAUUGCUGGGUUCAGAUGGCCCUCUGGGGCAUGACCGCGAUUGGACUUUUUGUUGGCUACAGACCUCCGAAAAGACACACUCGAUAUGAUCACCUCUCGUUCUGGCAGAAGCUUGGUCGCGUUGACCUUCCGGGCUUUUUCCUGCUCACUGCGGGAUUGGCAAUUUUCCUGACAGGGCUCAAUCUUGGGGGUGGGCUCUACACCUGGUCUAGUGCGCCGGUCUUGGCUACUCUGAUCGUAGGAAUAAUCACCUUGGUCGCAUUUGGGGUCUACGAGUGGAAAUUCACCAAGACUGGAAUUCUACAUCAUGAUCUGUUCCACGGUGGAAGAACCGGAGAGAGUGCAGGAUAUACUUUUGUUAUUUGCAUUGGGCUCAUCUUCAUUGAAGGAAUUUUGCUUUUUGCCUUCGUGAUCUUCUACCCUGUUCUAACAAAGACUUUGUUUGAAACCGACCCAUUCUUGGGAGCGGCGCGACAACUUCCCUACUGGAUUGCUUCUGCCAUCAGCACAGUGAUUUACGGCUAUUGCAGUACUAAAUUCAAGACCAUCCGCUCCCCAAUGUUUGUCGGCUUCUUUAUCUUCACUUGCGGUUUCAUCGGUCUCUCCACAAUUCAGCCCAGUAAUAACUUCAGCGCUAUGGCAUUCGUCGCUCUAGCUGGACUAGGAUUUGGUUCUCCUUUGAUCUUAGUAAUUGCCGGCGUUCAGCUCUCAACGCCACACGAUCUGAUUGCAACUGCAACAGCAGCUACGACCUGCUCUCGUGCCAUAGCUGCAGCAGUCUUCACGGCUAUAUUCUCUGCUGCAUUGAAUGCACGCCUCGACAAGUUCAUUCCUGAGUAUGUUUCCAAGGCAGCUUUACAGGCGGGACUUCCAAAGUCUUCUCUUGGAGCUUUCAUUCAAGCUCUCUCUUCCAACGACAGUUCGGCAUUGAAAGAUAUUUCUGGAGUCAACAUGCAGAUCAUAGCCUCCGGUGUCAGCGCCCUGAAGCAGGCAUAUGCUGAUGGGCUGAGGGUUGUCUUUAUCAUUGCUGUCCCAUUUGGUGUCCUGGCGUGCAUUGCUAGUCUGUUCUUGGGAGAUCUGAGGAAGGCCAUGAAUUACGGCGUCGAUGCACCGAUGGAAAACUUGCAUGCCAAGCGUCACUCACAGGCUUAG